Molecule: messenger RNA, 528 nt
Organism: Puma concolor (puma)
Lineage: Eukaryota; Metazoa; Chordata; Mammalia; Carnivora; Felidae
Gene: AGR2
Product: anterior gradient 2, protein disulphide isomerase family member
Cellular component (GO): endoplasmic reticulum
Molecular function (GO): dystroglycan binding
Source: RefSeq, a predicted model, not a curated record
AUGGAGAAGAUCUCAGUGUCAGCAUUCUUGCUCCUUGUCGCCCUCUCUUACACACUGGCCAAAGAUAUCACAGUCAAACCAGGAGCUAAGAAGGACACAAAGGACUCAGCACCCAAACUGCCCCAGACCCUCUCCAGAGGUUGGGGUGACCAACUCAUCUGGACUCAGACAUACGAAGAAGCUUUAUACAAAUCCAAGACAAGCAACAAACCCUUAAUGAUUAUUCAUCACUUGGAUGAAUGCCCACACAGUCAAGCUUUAAAGAAAGUGUUUGCUGAAAAUAAAGAAAUCCAGAAAUUGGCAGAGCAGUUCGUCCUCCUCAAUCUAGUUUAUGAAACAACUGAUAAACACCUUUCUCCUGAUGGACAGUAUGUCCCCAGAAUCAUGUUUGUUGACCCAUCCCUGACAGUUAGAGCUGACAUCACUGGAAGAUACUCGAAUCGUCUCUAUGCUUACGAACCUUCAGAUGUAGCGCUCUUGCUUGACAACAUGAAGAAAGCUCUCAAAUUGCUGAAGACUGAAUUGUAG